Chilo suppressalis (striped riceborer) is the source of this 2097-nucleotide messenger RNA. NCBI's taxonomy places the organism in Eukaryota, Metazoa, Arthropoda, Insecta, Lepidoptera, Crambidae. The record is from the annotation of a GenBank genome assembly.
ACGCGAUUUUGUGUGAAUUAAUGUCAGCGAGCGAAAGAUUCUGGAAUAAAUUUAUAAUUUCCAAAGUUUCCUCACAUAAAAUAAACUCGAAAUGUUUUCGCAACAACCAAUUUUAGUCUUGAGCCAAAACACAAAACGUGAUUCCGGCCGGAAAGUUCAGCUUGAAAAUAUUAACGCUGGAAAGACGAUAGCCGACGUUAUUCGAACAUGCCUCGGCCCUCAGGCUAUGUUAAAAAUGUUGAUGGAUCCCAUGGGUGGUAUCGUGAUGACUAAUGAUGGAAACGCUAUACUCCGCGAGAUCACUGUACAGCACCCAGCGGCCAAAUCCAUGAUAGAAAUCGCCAGAACACAGGAUGAAGAGGUUGGCGAUGGCACCACAUCUGUUAUAGUUCUUGCUGGCGAGAUGUUAGCAGUUGCUGAACCUUUCUUAGCUCAGAACAUUCACCCCACAGUAAUUAUCCGUGAAUAUAGACAGGCCCUGGAGGAUGCUGUCAAGCUAUUAGAAGAAAAAAUAUCUACUUCAAUUGAUCUGAAUGAUAGAGAAAAGGUCAAAGAAGUGAUUCGCUCAUGUGUCGGUACUAAAUAUGUGGGCCGCUGGGCAGAUCUUGCAGUAGAUAUUGCACUGGACGCAGUCCAAACUGUUACAGUCAAUGAAAAUGGCAGAGUUGAAGUUGACAUCAAAAACUAUGCCAAAGUGGAGAAGAUCCCUGGUGGGACAGUGGAGGAAUCCAAGGUGUUAAAUGGAGUGAUGGUCAACAAAGAUGUGACACAUCCCAAAAUGAGGCGCUACAUUGAGAAUCCACGUAUAGUCUUACUGGACUGCCCACUCGAAUACAAGAAAGGCGAGAGCCAGACUAACAUUGAGAUCUUGGGUGAACAGGAUUUCACUAAGCUUCUUCAGCUGGAAGAAGAACAUGUACAACGUCAGUGCGACGAUAUCAUUGCCUUGAAGCCUGAUCUGGUGUUCACAGAGAAGGGAGUCUCUGAUCUCGCUCAACAUUAUCUUGUGAAGGCUGGCAUUACUGCCAUACGAAGACUUCGCAAAACAGACAACAAUCGCAUAGCUCGUGCUUGUGGUGCCACAAUUGUGAACAGAACAGAGGAACUGAAGGAAUCAGACGUUGGUACUGGUGCCGGCAAGUUUGAGGUUCGCAAGAUCGGAGACGAAUACUUCACCUUCCUCACAGAAUGCAAGAACCCAAAGGCUUGCACUAUUCUAUUGCGCGGUGCAUCAAAGGACGUGUUGAACGAGAUCGAAAGAAAUCUGCAAGACGCCCUCCAUGUAGCUAAGAAUUUGGUACUAUGCCCCCGAUUAGUAGCUGGCGGCGGUAGCGUAGAGAUGGCGGUGUCGCAUGCACUCGCCUCUCGAUCCGCACAUCUGUCGCCGUAUCGUGCUGUAGCUACGGCUUUAGAGAUAAUCCCCAGAACUUUGGCCCAGAACUGCGGCGCUAACACCAUUCGUACAUUAACCGCGUUACGGGCCAAACACGCCGCUUCUACUGGAAACUGCACCUUCGGCAUCGAUGGCGACACCGGCGAGAUUAGAGAUAUGGCUGCUGCGGGGAUAUGGGAACCGCUGGCUGUUAAAUUACAGGUUUACAAAACGGCCGUCGAAACAGCAAUCCUUCUACUCCGGAUCGACGAUAUCGUGACAGGCUCCAAGAAGAGGGGUGGCAAUGAACCAGCUGCGCCUGCUGAGGCUGCCAUGCAAGAAUAAACCUUAACACCUUUACAAUAAACGUCACAUUCGGAUAAAAGGACGACAUUAUACUAUCGUGACGUCAGAACGCUUUUGUGAGCUUAUAUCUAAGAGAUCUUAACAUAGAUCUCGCUAUCUUAUUGCAUUACUGUAAUCAGUAAUGUCACUAUUUUUUAACUCAAGAGUCAUCAAAAGCAAUAUUCAAUUACAAAACCAAAAGAUACAGCUCAAUUUUGAUGUCAUGGAUUGUCAUCGUUACAAAUGCUGAAAUGUUGUCCAUAACAUUGUAUUGAUUGUACAAGAGAGCCUUUUAAUGAAAAUCGCUAGAUAUUAUUUAGGAGUUCUAAUAAAAUUGUACUUUAAAUUGUUUUGGGCAUUAUUACGUAAAUACAGCUUGC